Molecule: messenger RNA, 2756 nt
Organism: Histoplasma capsulatum G186AR
Lineage: Eukaryota; Fungi; Ascomycota; Eurotiomycetes; Onygenales; Ajellomycetaceae
Product: inositol/phosphatidylinositol phosphatase
Exons: 3
Coding region: 155-2272 (705 amino acids)
Biological process (GO): phosphatidylinositol dephosphorylation
Cellular component (GO): endoplasmic reticulum
Molecular function (GO): phosphatidylinositol-4-phosphate phosphatase activity
Source: RefSeq, a predicted model, not a curated record
AGCUACAUGACCACCAGAGGAUUUUAGAUAAGAACAUAUCCACCUCUAGAGAAGGAAGGGAUCGUAUUGAUUGUGCAUUGGUUUUGCCUCAUUAUGCGCUUCUCUUCGACGAUCUAAUCCCCACCCACCACAAUAAUUCACACUCCAAACAACAAUGCCCACUACACUUCCAUUCCGCGAUAUUAACCUACUGGUUUCACCCUCUCAAUAUGCUUUCCGCUCUGCUUCUUCGUCAUCUGCACCUACACUGGUUGUAGAGCGUCCAACUGGAGACCUACGACUAGAGAACUCCUCUGCUCAUGGUGCCAAAAGGGUCUCCAGCAUUGCUGGAAUCCUAGGCAUGAUCAAGCUGAAACUAGACAAGUACAUCAUCGUGAUUUCGAAGACACGGCCUGUGGGCAGGCUGCGAGGCCACAUGGUUUAUAAAGUUGUUGCCACUGAAUUUCUUCCUCUGCGAGAGAGAUACCUCCACGACCCGGACGAGGAUGCGUACCUCAAUCUACUUAAACAAUUCCUACGUGCGGGGCCUAUGUACUUUUCCUACUCGCUAGACAUCACCAACAGUUUUCAGCGUCUGUCCCAAAGCGAUCCGUCUCUGCCACUGUGGAAACGAGCAGAUGAUCGUUUUUUCUGGAACAGAUUCAUCCAAACAGACUUGAUAGACUUUCGAUCGGGGGUGAAUGAUGGAACCGGCGUGCGGUAUGGUCAACUAUCGGAUGUGGAUCCUUUCAUUCUCCCUGUCAUGUUCGGAAUGAUGAAUAUAUCUUCAACGAAAAUCAAGUCUACUCAAUUCACCUUUGCACUGAUAACACGAAGGUCCAGGCAUCGGGGUGGCACUCGGUACUUUUCGCGUGGAAUCAAUGAGCAGGGACAUGUUUCAAAUUUCAAUGAAACUGAGCAGGUAGUUAUCCUGAAUGACUCUACUGGGGGAAUGGCUGGAUUCGGUGGUGUUGGAAUGGAAAAUGGAAAGGUUGGUAAACAUGCUGGUAAAGACCUGCAGGUACUGUCGUUCGUACAAACCAGAGGUAGCGUCCCUCUGUACUGGUCAGAAGUCAACAAUCUAAAUUAUACCCCGCUUCUCCAAGUACGUUCUGUCGACUCUGCCCUGAACGCAGCACGAAGACAUUUCUUGGAACAAAUCCGAAUCUAUGGCGAGAAUUAUCUUGUCAACCUGGUGAACCAAAAGGGAAGGGAAGAGAAAAUCAAAAGCAGCUACGAACAGAUGAUACGCGCGUUGGUUACAUCCCCCACCGAGAAAAGAGACGCUGAUACCCUCAGCUCUGAAAAACUCCAUAUCGUCGAGCCAACCCGAGAUGCCCAGGAAAUGGAUCAUCUUCACUAUGUAUACUUUGACUUCCACAGCGAGACAAAGGGGCUACAAUGGCACCGUGCUGAGCUGUUGCUGGAACGGCUUACUGACGGGUUACUAAAAGGCCAAUAUUUCCGUGGAAUCGAAGUUCCUGGCGAUAGUACUGGCUCUUUGGAGAUCCGAACACUACAAACCAGCGUUGUGCGUACGAAUUGCAUGGACUGCCUGGAUCGAACGAAUGUUGUCCAGAGUAUGCUUGCUCGAUGGACUCUGACACGUCAACUCCUUGACGCUGGGGUUCUCCAACCGGGAGAGUCAACCAGUGAUGACUCAGAGUUCGAGUUCCUAUUCCGUAACAUGUGGGCAGACAACGCGGACAUUGUCUCCAAAUCCUACUCGGGCACUGGAGCCCUGAAGACUGACUUCACUCGAACUGGGGAGCGGACAAAGGCUGGUAUUCUCCAAGAUGGCAGAAACUCCGUCACCAGAUACGUCCUCAACAACUUCCUGGAUGGCCCAAAACAAGACGCAUUUGACCUGUUCCUUGGCGCCUAUCUCCUUCCCGACCCUAAUCCUGGAGAUAGUCUCCUUUUGGCAGAUCAAAGGCCCUUGGCUAUUCGAUCGGUCCCAUAUAUUCUCGGCGCCAGCAUCUUCAUGAUUUCUGUCUCUCUAAUCAGUCGCCGUCUCCCGGACUCUGCAGCUUGGCCCUUGAGAAUAUUUCUUAUAGUUUGGCUAGUGAUUGCGGCCUGGUGUGUGCGAUUCAUAUAUAGCCAUGGAAUGCUUUAUGUAAAUUGGCCUAAGCUCAACACCCCUGCAGCAGCCGCUGAGGGUUACUUGGAUGCACUGGGCCGUGCGCGAAACGAUAAAAUUAUUGGCCAAUUCAUCAACACUGGAAGACAUCAGCGCGGAUUCAGCAAUGCACGUGUUGGAUACAUGGAGGAGGGAAAGACAAGAAUCGAAUAGAAAUUAUUAUUUACCUGCUAAGUAACCACAUACAUAAUUUUCGUUAUACAUUAUCCCCUCAGCUUGUUUCGAUUUCUGAAAUGGCCUAUUUAUAUCCAGUGUAUAUGUAUGUAUUCUUCCUCUUGCCGACCGUUUUUGCACCCACACUAUUCUCACUAUUCUCCCUUUAAUCCAUUCCAGGCAAUGUUUCAUAUAACAACUAUCGCCUUUGUGGAGGAGGUGAAAUUAGUUUGUAUUACAUCUUUUAAUUUAGAGGGAUGGGUCUGUAUUCUUGCUGUUUUGGUAUACUUGUUUUGUGCUUUUCGAACUGAUGUUUCCAUCCAUUGCCACCAACAUUCACCCAUAAAAGUCAGUGAACAAACUCAAAUUUAUUUAUAGAUAAUAAUUCUACUGGCUUUGUUACAUGAUGUUACUUGUUGGUUAUCUCUGCAGGACAGAGUAAUUAAUGCAUGUGUGAAGAUUAACAUUGGUUGGUGCCUUCGAC